This is a messenger RNA of Rhincodon typus (whale shark), 524 nucleotides long. Its product is annotated as phospholipase A2, minor isoenzyme-like. The transcript is spliced from 4 exons. Lineage: Eukaryota; Metazoa; Chordata; Chondrichthyes; Orectolobiformes; Rhincodontidae. Gene Ontology annotation, molecular function: phospholipid binding; calcium ion binding. The record is from RefSeq and is a predicted model, not a curated record. Gene Ontology annotation, biological process: lipid catabolic process; phospholipid metabolic process; arachidonate secretion. Bases 32 to 472 code for a protein of 146 amino acids.
UACAAUUCAGUUGCAACCACAAGAGGGGAGCAUGUGGUGCCUGCUCUUCAUUUUUCUAUUUGCUGGUGCUCUUGGAGAACGUUUUCAGCCCAAUGCUAUUUGGCAGUUCCGUAAUAUGAUCAAGUGUGCUGUUCCGAACAGCCGUCCUGUAUUUGACUACAGCGAUUAUGGAUGUUACUGUGGAUUUGGAGGGACUGGAUCUCCUGUUGAUGAACUGGACAGAUGCUGUCAGAUCCAUGAUCACUGCUAUGGAACAGCCAGCAAGAUUAAGGAAUGCCGGCCAAUCUAUGACAAUCCCUACAUCAAAUUGUACAAAUACUCCUGUUCUAGUGGCAGGAUCACUUGUGGCCCUGGUAACAGUCCCUGUGAAGCCUAUAUCUGUGAGUGCGAUCGGCAGGCAGCUAUGUGCUUUGCUGAAGCCCCAUACAAUGAAGAUUAUAAACAUCUGGACACAGAGAAGCACUGCAUCUAAAACAGUACACUAUCAAAUGGUGAAAGAGAAAAAUAAAGCUUGAUCCCACUUA